GAGGUCCCACUCUCUCAAUCCCGGGUUACUCUUAACACAUCCUUACAACUUUUAAAUUUAUACCCGGCGUACUUCAAGGUUCUAUAUUGGGACCUUAAGGUGUUCCUUUGUACGCCGUGGCUAAAUCCUAUAUAGAAGUUUCCAUGGAGUGAGAGAGUGAGGGGAAUGUAGUAUUGUUUUAAGUGGGAACGAGACGGCAACAUGAGCAGAACUAGGAAAGUGACAUCGCAUUAUACAAAGAACUACAGUCAAACAGUUGAAGUUAGCUGACAUAUGUGCAAAAAUGGCGACUCUGUCGCUGAAAAUCUCCAUAGAGGAUGGUAAAGUGGUGAAGACCAUCCAAUUCGAUCCGAGCAGCUCUGUAUACGAUGCCUGUAGGAUCAUCAGGGAGAAGAUUCUGGAGGCCAACAUCAAUGAUGCAAAAGAGUAUGGACUGUUCCUUGCAUCUGAAGAGGAUAAUAAGAAGGGAAUAUGGCUGGAGUCAUCUCGGAGUCUAGACUACUACAUGUUGAGGAAUGGGGAUAUGUUGGAGUAUAAUAAGAAGACCAGGAACCUUCGAGUUCGCAUGUUAGAUGGGACAGUCAAGACUCUACUAGUGGAUGAUAGUCAAGUGGUUGCCAAUUUGAUGGUGGUCAUUUGCACCAAGAUUGGUAUCACCAAUUAUGAUGAAUAUGGAUUGGUCCGAGAAGAGCAGAAGGAAGAGGCAGACCCUUGUGAGAAGCCCAACUAUGGGACUCUCACACUUCGCAGGAGGCAUCACGAGAAAGAGAGGGAUGCGAAGAUGGAACAGCUCAGGAAGAAGUUGAGGACUGAUGAUGAGGUCAACUGGGUGGAGCCGUCGAAGACAUUGCGCGAACAGGGCAUCGAUGUGACGGAGACACUUCUUCUACGUCGGAAACUUUUCUUUUCUGAUCGAAAUGUGGACUCUCGGGAUCCGGUUCAACUGAAUCUCCUAUAUGUUCAAGCGAGGGAUGCUAUCUUGGAUGGGACACACCCUGUGACACAGGACAAAGCGUGUGAGUUCGCAGGCUUACAAUGCCAAAUACAGUUUGGUGAUCACAAGGAAGACAAACAUACGCCUGGGUUUUUGGAUUUAAAAGAAUUCCUGCCGGCUUCGUACGUGAAAGUCAAAGGGAUAGAAAAGAAGAUUUUCAAAGAGCAUAAAAAGCACAUAAAUCUGAGCGAACUGGAUGCGAAAGUACUUUACACGAAGAGCGCCAGAGACCUUCCCACUUACGGCGUGGCUUUCUUCUUGGUCAAGGAGAAAAUGAAAGGAAAGAACAAGUUGGUGCCUCGACUACUCGGUGUGACCAAGGACUCCGUUCUACGUCUGGACGAGAAGACCAAAGAGAUCCUUCAGACCUGGCCCCUGACCACUGUACGCCGGUGGUGCGCCAGUCCCAACACGUUCACACUGGACUUCGGAGAUUACAGUGAUCAAUACUACUCGGUGCAAACAACGGAGGCCGAGCAGAUCUUGCAGGUGAUCGCGGGAUACAUUGACAUAAUAGUCCGAAAGCGGAGGGCGAAGGACCAUCUCGGGAUCGAAGGGGAUGAGGGCUCCGCCAUGUUGGAAGACUCGGUAUCGCCUUCCAAAGCAAACAUAAUACAGCACGAUACGUUCAAAUCGGGCAAAGUCAAUACGGAGUCUGUGGCGAAACCAGCCGUGCUGAGACCUGGAGCUGAAGGUGCGAAGCCGUUUGCAGUUGGCCAUAUGACAGGUGCUCAGCAGACGACGAUCUCUGGACAGGCCAUUACAGGACACACCCCACCCGCUGCGUCGCAAGUCCAACAGACCAGGAUAACAUCGAUUUUAAGCGAACCGCAGCGAGCCUUGCUGUCGACAAUCACCUCAGGACGAGAGGUCAUUAAGCAGACGGAAGAAAGGUUGACCAGGGCGGCACUGCCAGCCCUCGGUUCGGACGCGGGUUCGAUCCGUUGGAAAACAUCUACAUUGGACAGUAGCAAGCAAGUGGUGACGUCACACAUCGCGGCUAUGAAUGCUGCCACUGCGCAAGUCGUUACCUUGACGGCUGGACCCACCGAAGAAGUGGACCACACAGCCGUGGGAGCAGCUAUCACAACCAUCACAACCAACUUACCGGAGAUGACGAAGGGUGUCCAAAUGAUUGCUGCGCUGAUGGAAGACGACAAUGGCGACAGUCUUCUAGACGCGACAAGGAAAUUAUGCAGCGCCUUUACUGAUCUGCUGAGAGCUGCAGAGCCGGAAACUAAAGAGCCGCGUCAGAAUCUACUUAACGCAGCGUCUCGUGUCGGUGAAGCUUCGACAAGCGUCCUUCACACAAUCGGCGAAGAAACGCCCCAAGACAAGGAAACCCAGGACAUACUACUGUCCCUUGCGAAGGCCGUAGCGAAUACAACAGCCGCCUUAGUACUAAAAGCAAAGAACGUGGCUGCACAAUGCAGGGAUGAACAGCCUCUUCAGAAUACGAUCAUCGCGGCCGCUACUCACUGCGCCUUGGCGACCAGUCAACUCGUCGCCUGCGCCAAGGUUGUCGCUCCGACCCUCCACAAUCCAGCCUGCAGAGAACAGCUGACGAGUGCAGCCCGACUGGUUGCACAAGCAGUCGAGCGAUUGGUCGGAGCCUGCCAACACGCGCCGGAAAGUGCCGGCCCGGGAGUGGAGCACCUGACUUUCGCAGCCCAGAGGGUCACGGAUGAGCUUGAACGACUGUUGGCGCAUUGUGAUCUUGAUCGCCGUGGUCAAGCAACAGUUAUUGAGCAGUCCGUGGAAAGUGUUCUAACAGCGAGCGAAAGGCUUGGGUCAGCCGGUGAACCGGCCGAGAUGCUGCGAAGAGCUAGAGUGUUGGGACAGGCUACAGCUAGACUUAUCGCUGAUAUUAAGACCGAAGCGGAGAAACAGCCUUCGGAGAGUCAAGGCAAGCUGUUGGCUGCCGCUAAGCUUUUGGCAGACGCCACCGCAAGGAUGGUGGAAGCCGCCAGGCAAUGCGCUUCAGAGCCGCAGGAUCGUGACAAGCAAGAGGCUCUACUCCGCGCAGCUGAAGAGUUGAGGUUCAUAACGGCUGAUUAUGCGCAGGGGCAGGACAUAGUCAGCUCACAAGUGGCGAGAUUAUAUGAAAGCGCCAGACAAGCCGCUUCCAGCGCCAAUCAGCUGAUCGCAUCGGCCCAUAACGCGACGCAAUACAACACUAACAAGUAUUCACAGGAGGCUCUUCUCUCGGAAUGCUCCAUCCUCAGUUCGCAUAUUCCAAGAUUGUCGGAAGCUGGGAGCGUCUUCAGCGCCAGACCCCACAACCCAGCAGCCCAUUUGGACUUGGUCACGGCGUCGGAGACUUUCUUACAGCCAAGUGGUCACGUGGCCCAAGCAUCCCGGGCCGUGCUGCCCACAGUGAGCGAGCCGGCCGCUAACAAGCAGUUGGCUGACACCACCAACCAAUUCACGGCCAGCUGUGCGGACCUUAGGUCAGCCGUGAGUCGGGCCCGUGCCUCGUGCCGCGGGCUUGAGCUAGAUGCCGCAGCUGAGAUUUUGAGAGAUCUCAAGGAUGAGUUGGACGAGAUGGAGAGGGCCUGUGCCGCAUUCCAGCUCGCCCCCUUGCCCCAGCAGACUGUGGAAUGGGCGUACUCCAAUCUGCAAUCCUCCGGUCGCUCAGCGGCAUCAGCUAGCGCGGCUCUAAGCGCCGGAGCCAAGCGCCAAGACUCCGCUGGCUGCGGCAGGGCUGCGUUGGACCUGGCCUCGUCUCUGAGGCACUUCGCGCCGCCCCUUAGAGCUGCAAUUGCCCACGCGCAUAAGGAUCAACAACCCAGAGUUCUAGCGUCCGGUCGUCAAGUUGUGACUUCUUCUCUUACUCUUGUCGAAAAUGUGAAACGCUUCUUGAACAGCUCCGAAGAAGUGGAUUGCGCUAAUGUCGUCAAUAUGGCGAAGAAUGUCUCCCAGAGCGUCGAACUGACUCUAGAGUCUGUACCGGCUCAUGCAGAACUGGACUCGGCCAUGGAGGACAUCAAUCAGACGCUGCAUAUCCUUGACAUGGACGACCUGCCUAGGACGGACAAGAGCUACAGCGAACUUCAAACAGAGUUGAACGCGGCGGCAGUGGGCCUCAGUACUGCAUCAUCGGAUGUGGUCUCCUCCGUGGAACAGGGCACGCUGAGCGCCAGCGGAAGACAUUUCGGGGAUGCCUUUAAUCGCCUCAUGGGAGUGUCUCUGGAGUUGGCUGGCCAGACAGAGGCUCGGGAAUCUCGCACUGAAAUGAUUCGUUCAAUGAAGACGGUGACUGUGAACUCUUCGAAGCUCCUCGGCACUGCGAAGUCUGUCAGUCAGGACCUCACUCGUCCAAACGCAAAGAACCAGUUGGCUGCUGCCGCUCGUGCUGUUACAGAGAGCAUCAAUAAUUUGGUGGACGUGUGCACGGAAGCUGCCCCUGGUCAGAAGGAGUGUUCGGCUGCGAUUAGAAGCAUCCAAAGCACCAGGACCCUGCUGUCGCAGCCUUCGCAGCCGAUCAACGACAUGGGCUACUUUGCCUGCUUGGACGCGGUGGUCGAACAGAGCAAGGCGUUGAGUGAAGGCAUGUCGGGGAUGGCGAGCUCCAUCAAAAAAAGCGACACGACACAGUUCUCUCGAAGCGUAUCUGCUGCCGGUUUAGCCGUUCAGACGUUGGUCGAAUGUACCGCUCAGUCUGCGUAUUUGACCGCGGUGUCCGAUGAGACGUCGGUGGCCGGCCGCGCUGGUCUGGUGGAUCAGGCGCAGUUCGCUCGGGCGGCCGCUGCCAUCGAACGGGCGUGUGCCACCCUCAGCGAUCCGAGGACUGAUCAGCAUCAGGUUCUAUCAGCUGCCACGGUGAUAGCAAAGCACACUAGCGCCCUCUGCAAUGCGUGUCGUGUGGCUUCCGGCCGUUCUGCCGAACCGCAGAGCAAGAGGCACUUUGUCCAAGCGGCCAAGGACGUUGCCAAUUGUACUGCGGCACUCGUGAAGGAAAUCAAGGCUUUGGAUUUGGAUUAUAGCGAGGCGAAUCGUGAAAGAUGCGCCCAAGCGACGGCUCCGUUGCAAGAGGCCGUGCGCAGCCUCUGUCAGUUUGCGGACAGUCCGGAGUUCGCAGCCGUUCCAGCCAGGAUCUCGCCUCAGGCCAGACUUAGCCAGGAGGCCAUUUUGGAUUGUGGCAGGAGUAUAAUAUCUGGAUCCUGCUCGAUGCUGGAAGCAGCCAGAGUGCUGGUGCUGGCACCCUCGGACCGACCCCAAUGGCAGGCCUUGGCCACUCACAGCAAAACUGUCUCGGACAGCAUUAAACUUUUGGUCACUAAUAUACGUGAAAAGGCACCUGGACAACGUGAAUGCGCACGCGCAUUGGAUACGCUGAACUCACAACAGCGGGAGUUGGACCAGGUUGCGAUACAGGCUGUUGGACAAGAGUUGAGGGCCAGGCAGGCUAAUACUCUGCAAGGCUACUGCGAACAAGUGGAGAACAGUGCAGCGGAGAUGCUGGAGAAGUUGGAGCCGGUGAGGGUCGCAGCCACUUCUGAAGCGGAGAAUUUGGGGCACAGCGUCUUGCAAAUGGUAUCAUACGCCGAACCUUUAGUCUCCGCUGCUAGCGGUGCCGCGUCGAAUCUCACUGAAUCGGCCUCACAAUCCGGACUCUUACAACACACCAGGACUGUGUUGGAGACUCUAUCUCUGCUCGUUCACGCUGCUAAGCAGAGUGGAGGGAAUCCUAGGGCGAUAUCGGCUCAUAGCGAAGUCGAAGCGCAAUGCUCGCUCGCCCGGGCUGCUCUCAACGAGUUGAGUGGGCAAGUGAGGGAGUUGAGCACCCAAAGAGGUGCUGUUGGACCUCUUUUGGACUCUGUCGCACGGGCAGUGGCUAGACUCACUGAGCAUAGAAUGUCCCUCAUUGGUAGCUAUGACGAGACCGAAUCAUUCGUGGAUUACCAAACAAGAAUGGUUGCUGCCGCUAAGGACAUUUCCAGACUGGCUUCCGAUAUGACGGCCAAGGCUGCCACUGAACCGGCGCGUCUAGUCGAACUCGGGAAUGAGAUGUGUCAGAAGUAUGAGAAGUUAGCGUCUGACAGUGUCGGGGCGUCGGCGACCACGCCCAACGCGGACGUGGCCAAUCGUAUUCGCGUGUGUGCCGUGGAAGUUGGUGAAGGUGUCUCCGAACUGGUGAGGGCUGGUGGCCAUUGUCGUCUCGCCGCCAUUUCCCAAAACCAACGGUCCGUUGCUGAUAACGCUAGGAAGUUGAAUGAGAAGGUGGUCUCCCUGUUGAGCGCCCUUCAAGCGGGUUCCCGCGGCACUCAGGCCUGCAUCGACGCCGCGGCCACCAUAGCCACCAUCAUUGGGGAUUUAGACACCACCAUUUUGUUUGCAAGCGCUGGCACACUUCAGUCAGAGAAGGAAGGCGAUACAUUCUCAAACCAUCGUGAGAAUAUCCUGAAGACCGCAAAGACUCUGGUAGAAGAUACCAAGAGCCUGGUGGGUGGGGCUGGUGGAACUCAGGAGCAGUUGGCUUCAGCCGCCCAGAGCGCUGUUGGAACUAUCAUGCAACUAUGCGAAGUGGUGAAGCAAGGCGCCAUGUCCCUCGGGGGCGGAAGUGCCGAGCCCCAAGUGCUGGUCCUUCACGCUGCCAGAGACGCUGCCGCCGCGCUUCGGGAUCUGGCCGCCGCUACCGCUGCAGCCAGCGGAAAGCACGUGCAGCAUCCAGACAUGGACCGCUUGAAGCAUGCCGCCAAGCGCCUCUCAGACCCGAAGCGUUGGAGCCUCCCAAUCAAAACCAACACAAUCCCAAAAGCAAAGAGACGUUCCCUUAUAAAAGACUACAAUUCAUGCGAUUCCGAAACUGAUAUCUUCCAAUCUGAUCAAGAAGAUGAGCUCAUCAAGCUCUUGGACUAUUCCAGUCAAGAUGACGAUAUCUCACCCAGCAUUUUUCACGAUAGUUGCGAAGAACUAAUCACAUAUAUAGAGGAUUUAAUGACCCAGCCCAUUUCCAGAGAAGUAAAUGACGAUGUCAAUGCUAGAUACAAUAUAGCAGCCAAAAAUAGUCUAUUUGACAUGGAUUGGAGGGUGCUUAAAUACGGGGAGGGUAUUUUCUUAGGAGAACUACGAAAAUGUAUCGAUGUAUGCGUUGAAGUUGCUAAAAAAACUGAUAAUAGAAGGAAACGUAAUGCAAGGCAACUGGAAGUUGUUUCAUCAGAUUUGGACAGUGAGAUGAAACGUCUGUCCCAAGUGGUCGAAGAUUUAAAUUGGCAAGACACUGUUAAUACAAACUUGACAAUAAAAAGAACUAAAAUCGAUAAACCAAAGUUAAAGAGUCCGGUUUUUAAACUUAAAAAAAUUAAACCAAUUAAUUUAGUCGUUAACAUGGAAAAUAAAGAUGUAAAAUCUAUAGAACCGUUAAAAUCGUCGCAGAAUAGUCCUAAAACACCUGAAAGUGGACUUAAUACAAUUAAUAGGAAACAAUUUUGGAAUAUGUUCAAAGAUGAUACAGAAUGGUGGAAGGCGUUAGCGCAAAGAAACUUAGAAAAAAUGGAAGAAACGAGACUGGAAUUGGAGAGAUUUAGUGGACACGAACUAGUUUUAGGUGAAAUAAAAACAGAAAUUGAUAAAUACGAGAAAGAGAAACAUACUCUGCGUAGUUUUAUCGAAGAUGUUGAUCUAUCAAAGACGAUCAAUAAAGAUUUAGAAUACAACAAAAAGUAUGAAGAUAUAGUUUUAAAAUUAAUCGAUUUUGCCAAACGAGACUUCAAUUACAAAGGAUUUGAUCCACUGAUUUUGAAACUAAAGCAGUUAUCCAAUAUACAAAUAGAAAGAAAGCAUAAAAACUUGGAUAUCUACGAAAAGAUAGAUAUAUCAAAGUCUACAUAUGAAGAAUUGUGUCAACUAGAGAGUUACUAUAACAAGAUUAUCAGAAAAUAUGUUCCCAACAUAACAAAUGAAGGUCAAAAUAACAAAAAGAUCGAAAUAUAUGACAUAACACGAACAUACCCCAAACAGUACUAUGCCAACAAUUGGUGGACGAUAUAUGAAGAUGUGAUAAAAAAUAGGGAAAAACAAUUCGGCAGUUUGGAUGGCUGGUGGGAUUUCUACGAGUCUAUGAUGAAUAGGAAAAAUAUGAAAGUGAUGGUGAAGGAACGCCAGAGGCCGAAGAGUCGUAUGGAGGAACAGCUAAAAAUUCUCGAUGAAGUGGAUAAUACGAGGUUUCGGGAGACGGAAGCGGUUGAGAACAGUGGGAAUGAAUCGGUUAUGGUGACAAAUGUGACGUCACUGCUGAAGACUGUUAAAGCUGUUGAAGAUGAACAUACAAGAGGCACAAGAGCCCUGGAAUCCACGAUUGAGGCCAUAUCACAGGAAAUUGAGGUCCUAAUGUCCCCAUCGCCCCCCAAAAGCACGGGAUCACCUGAAGAGCUGGUCCGUUGCACUAGACUGAUGACAGCUGCGACGGCCAGAGCGGUGGCGGCUGGUGGCAUAGCUGGCGCAUCGGGGCAAGAGCAGUUGACUGCGGCUGCUAAUCUGGGUCGGAAGACUGUUCUGGAUAUGAUGGCUGCUGCAAAGAGCGCAGCCCAUUCGGCAGAAAGUGAAGAGCUGAAACAGCGUACCUUAGAAGCGACUCGAGUGGCAGCUGAGUCCUAUCGCUCCCUGCUUAGCGCUCUGCUAUCUGCGCCCGCAUCGCGUCAUGCAUUACCGGAGUUAUCUCGGAAUGUUGCCCAUGCAGUCGCCGAUAUGUUGGCGGCCGCUGAUUUGCUUAAAGGUUCAGAUUGGGUGGAUCCAGCUGACCCAACUGUCAUAGCGGAACAGGAGCUGUUGGGCGCCGCUGCCUCCAUCGACGCCGCGGCGAGGAAGCUGGAGAAGCUUAGGCCUAGAAUGCAGCAGGCUCAGGAGACUGAUGAGAACCUCAACUUUGAUGAGAUGAUCCUGGAAGCUGCAAAAUCUAUUAUAGCAGCGACAUCGGCUCUCGUCAGAGCGGCAUCAGCGGCUCAGAGGGAGCUGAUUGACCAGGGAAAAGUCGCUCGACGCCCGACCUCGUCGUCAGACGAUGGGCAGUGGUCUGAGGGGCUGGUGUCCGCCGCUCGAUUGGUUGCAGCCGCUGCGCACGCGCUCGUCGAAGCAGCGAACGCGCUUGUACAGGGUGCUGCGUCCGAAGAGAGGCUGAUUUCGAGCGCGCGACAAGUGGCUUCUUCAACAGCACAACUUUUAGUCGCUUGUAAAGUAAAGGCUGAUCCCACAUCGGAAUCCACUCGGCGCCUGCAGGCUGCCGGAGCGGAGGUCAUCCGAUCUACGGAUGGCUUGGUGCGAGCGGCCAGAGACGCCAUCCAUUGCGAUGAUGAACGGAGUUUGGUGCUCAACAGAAGAAUGGUGGGGGGCAUCGCUCAAGAGAUCGAUGCCAGAUCCGAAGUCCUUCGCAUAGAGAAGGAGCUGGAGGAAGCUCGCGGACGUCUCACGGCGAUAAGACAGGCGAAGUACAAACUGCGUGGGGACACGUCCGGCGACGAUACGGACACGGACGGACAAGACGUGCAACAUAGAUUCAAAUCGCCGACCAGUAGUUUCGCGAACACCACUUACAGUCCGAACAGCACGUACACAACGCAGAACACCACACAGAAUCUAACACAGAACACGAGUGUGACACACAAUACGACACACAACCUAUCGCCCGUGUACUCGCCCGGGUACAACGGGUUCAAGGACAAGGGUGACAAGAGCCCGUCCUUUUCGAGUUUCCGUCCGGACGAAACUCCGAAGCAGAAUUAUGAGGGAUUUACAACUCGAGAAAAAACUACGAAACUUAAUGACAGAACGAUGAGAAACGAUUACGAGACACGCCUAUACGACACGCCACGCCCUGUCAACGAAUACUAUGACAAAAAAGAGAGGGUCGAAAAUUAUAAAACUGAAAAUCAAUAUUUUAAAGAAGAAAAGUACGGUUAUGACACACCCAAAGCCCCAAUGAGUCCCAAAUUUAACGCACGCGAACUACGAGACGAUAAAGAACCAAUAUACUCAACAUUACGUAAAUCUCCGUUAGAUGGUAUCGGUGAAACAUUCAGCGAACACCAGAAGUCCACUGAGGCCAUCCCCGGUGGGACUAAACACUCGGAAUACUCUAUCAAAAGCGAGUCCUAUCAGAGCUACCCCAAAACGGAAUACAUCAAAUCAUUUGCCACAUCGACACCGACCAAAUUCGACUUCAAACCCCUUGAUGCCAAACAGAGCGACGUCGGACAGAACUUUCUAGAAGAAACGACAACAGAGGUUAAGGAAAUCCCAAAUGGUACGCAGAAGAUUACAACAACGAAGAUCUACAGCUCGUCACCGGUAAACCUGACUAGCACGAACACAAAGUACGAACCGAUCAAGUUGGACGGUAUAGACGAAUUGUCGAAAUUUGAAGAUUCUCGAUACAGUACACUCGAUUCACGAUACAGUGAGUCGAAGAGCGAUUCGAGUCGAUUCCUGCGGCCAUCGGAGUUCAGGGCAGACGUUAAGAGGGAAAUGCUGAAGGAGAUUGAUGGGAUAGACAAGAAAUUCUCGAAGCAGACCAUCACAUCCGAGAUGGUUGAGCGGAAAUCUGUAAUGACUAGCUCCCACAAGACGGAGUCCAGCUCGACAGUUACGAAGAAGUUUGGGAAUUUUUAAAAGCUAUUUCUGCUGGUAAUUGUUUGCUGUCUGAGGAAUCGGCAUGAAGGUCUCACGAAAUUUUGGUGUUUUUUUUUUUGAAACACCGAAAUUUCGUUCAAUAUUAUUUUUUUUGUCAUUGACCUAUUCUUAGGUGUAGUACAGACGUCAAAUAUUUGAUAAAUUGUGCCUUGUGUGUGUCUUGCGAUUAUGCCAAAAAUGAACAGCUGAUUUUGUAGUUGCUUGGAAUGAUUAGACAGAGAUGUCCACUAUCCGGCUAUUAGAUAUAUAUACCUAUAUAUAUUUUAGCACUAUAGCGGACAUAUUAGAAUGUAAGCAUGUGAGCGGUGCUAGAUUAGAUUAUUUCACAAAGUGCCAGCACUAAAUGUGUCCUUCAAAUGCCUUAAAUACAGGUUGAUUUAAAAUGUACAGUCCCCAAUUUGGGCAUGGUCACUUAAAUAAAGCUUAGAACAAAAAAAUAAUUUAACUCUCUGAAACUAAUCAAAAAGUUUUUCAAUUUGACAUAGAAAAAUCCGAUCCAGAAAUCGGUGGUACAGGCAGUGCAGCAUUUAUAAAGUAGUGUAGGCAUAAAUGUCCACGCCUCAGUUGGGGACUAUCGGUUAAGUUGGAAAUCACCUGUAUUAAAUGCCAUUGCAUAUAGUGCCUUUAUUAUACACAGUAUUUAUAUACAGCUAAUAUACAAUAUAUGUAACAUUUAUGUUUUUAAAGCAUAUGGAGUGCCAUAAUGUAAAAUAAAGGGUAUUUUUAUGGUGCAACUAAACUCUUAACAAAAAAUAAAUACUAAAUUAUUAACGUUUUAAUGUGUAUACUUAUAAUAUAUUGUGAAUAAAAUUUUAUUGAACAAAUUUCAAAUGAACCGUGUCAUCGACAAUAGAUGGCGCUCGUAUAGGACUGUUUUCAAACGCGUUAAUGGUUAUAUUUCAGGCUAAACUUAAUCUGGGUACAAACAUUACAACGAUUUUUUAAUGUUUAUAUGUUGUCCUUUACAUAUACGUAGAGUAAGAGAUGACUAUUGACCGGAACUAUUUGGAUUGGUUUAAAGUCAUUAAUACAAUUCAAUCAAAAUUCUACGCUAACUGUAGUUAUAACAUCAAAGAUGGUUCACAGUUAAAAAAAAAUAGAUAAGUUGCAUAAGCAUUGUCUUACUUUUUAGUGUCGUUGGCUGAUCGACGAACGAAGUCUCGAGAACUUGAUAUUUUUAGCAGCUAUUUUUGCGAACAGCCUGUAGAUUAGAGCGGCUUUUAAAUUUUAAGAUGCCCACGUGAGCACGUCCACUCCAAGGUAUAAAACACCAAUAAGAUAUAUUUUAUAUAAAUACAGUGGUAAUUGUAAUUAAGAAACCACCUGUAUAAGAAUAAUUAUAAUGUUGACAGCUAAUACUAAAUGUCUAUUUAAUAGUUUUUAAGAUAUUAUUUACUUACAAAUUUGGUUUAAAUUAAUCGUUUUAAAAGUAAUUUUUAAUCUCUAUUGAUAAUAUUGUGUAACAAUGAAUUAUAUAUUCCCUUGCUUGUAUUAUGCAGUUAUUUGUCAUUUUAUUGGUCAGUUUAACAGACAACUUGACGCAUUUGACAAUUCGUUAGUACAACAGUCGGCGCCUUUGACAGUUGACACAUUCGACAGAUGAAAUGUUUUGGCGCGUUUCGCAUUACGACAAGGGAAUAAGGAAUUCAUUUUAGAUCGAAGUAAGGGCUUGUUCGACUAAUUCAUAAAUGUACGAAGCUUUUUUUGUCAUUAAUUAAGAUUAAU
Molecule: messenger RNA, 12346 nt
Organism: Pieris rapae (cabbage white)
Lineage: Eukaryota; Metazoa; Arthropoda; Insecta; Lepidoptera; Pieridae
Gene: rhea
Product: talin-1
Exons: 62
Coding region: 284-10600 (3438 amino acids)
Biological process (GO): cell-cell adhesion
Cellular component (GO): ruffle; plasma membrane; cytoskeleton
Molecular function (GO): integrin binding; actin filament binding; structural constituent of cytoskeleton
Source: RefSeq, a predicted model, not a curated record